Molecule: messenger RNA, 1752 nt
Organism: Mesocestoides corti
Lineage: Eukaryota; Metazoa; Platyhelminthes; Cestoda; Cyclophyllidea; Mesocestoididae
Source: the annotation of a GenBank genome assembly
AUGGGUGAGGUGGUGGGCUGGUACGAUCACUCUGUGCUUUACAGAUUUCGGGCUAGAUUUGCAGUUUUUCUGUUUGGUUGUUCCAUCGUGAUCCUCCCCUUCGUAUGUUUCGGUGCUUACGUAAGCCUCUUUCUCUAUCCGCUAUUUCAAAUGACCUUUGGCCAACCAAUCGCAGAUAUGUAUAGCUGCUUUUGCUUCCUCGUUAUCCUAAUCUACACCGUCUAUUGGAUUUGGGAUAUCGACACACCUUAUCGAGGAGGACGUAGAAUAAAAUGGCUCAGGAACCUUCCUUUGUGGAAGUGGGUGGCCGACUAUUUCGCUGCACGUCUAAUCGUCUCCGAAGAACUGUGCACAUGGGCCAAAGAGAAUGGUUAUGAAGUUGGCGAAAAUUUGGAGUUAGUAAAACUUCCAACUUCUGUCAAUUACCUCGUGGGAUACCAUCCUCACGGACCACUUGCAAUCGGCGCGCUUAUGGCCUAUGGAAGUGAUUCCCUCAACUUUUCAAAAGUCUUUCCCGGCAUUAAACCACACAUGGCCACACUUAAUGGACACUACGACGUGCCAUUCUAUAGGGAUUAUGCUCUGUUUGGCGGUGCGCUCGUCACGCUUCAAUGCCUUUCUUUUGACUCGAAGGCUACCAUGACCUCGCCACUCAGUAAAAUGGCUCGCCAGUCGAUUUUCCGGUACCUCCGUUCUCUUAUUGCAAUUCUUCUGCUCGAAAUGUCCUUUCUUAUUCAGCCUGCUCUUUGUGCUUUUCUGUACACCUACAUGUUCCUUUGUCCUCUCAUGAGGAUAAUCUUGGGUCAGGCUAUCGUAGGAGGUGGGGGGCUCGGUGGUUUUAUCAUGGGUCUAAUUUACACUGCGUACUGGAUUUCGACACGCAGAUGGCCGACACGAGGUGGAAUCUACUGUCGGUGGUUCACUAGACUACCAAUUUUCAGAUGGGCGAUGAACUACUUUCCCAGCAGAUUAGUGGUUUCCGAUGAGUUGAGGGAAUGGGCAGCCAGCCAAGGCCGAGUUUUUACAAAAGCUGGGCGGGUGGCAGUGCGUUUGCCGACAGCAUUCAACUACCUCGUCGGUUAUCACCCGCAUGGAUGGCUGGCCCUGGGGGCUGUGGAAUCUUUUGGUAAUGACGCACUGGAGUUUUCGGAGACGUUCCCUGGCAUCCAACCUCACAUGGCAGUAUUAAAUCUGCUGUUUAACAUACCUAUCCAUAGAGACUACAUAAUGCUUGGGGGCGGGGUAUCAGUGAGCCGGGAGAGUCUGAUUUACCUGCUGGACAAGGAGUUGACGGGGGUCACGGGCAACCUGGUGGCGGUGUCGGUGGGCGGAGCGACGGAGGCCCUGGAGUCGCGGCCCGGCCACUACGUCCUCAUGCUCAGUCGGCGGCGCGGCUUCUUCCGCAUCGCCCUCAAAACGGGAGCUCACCUAAUCCCCUCGCUGGGGUUCGGGGAGACGAACAUGUACGACCAGGUAGCCAAUCCCGUGGGUUCUGUCCUGCGGCGGGUGCAGGACUGGUUCACACACACCUUCACCUUCUCCCCUCCCAUAUUCUACUCGUGGCGCGUCAUUCCGUACCGCAAGCCGCUCAAUGUCGUCGUUGGAAAGCCGAUCGUGUGCAAGCGAACGCCCUCCCCGACUGACGAGGAAAUCGACAACCUCAGGGAGCAAUACAAGCAGCAGCUGACCGACAUGUUUUUCAAGUACAGACCACUCUACGAUCCGACUGCUGAGGACAUUCGGUUUUAUUGA